Messenger RNA from Eleginops maclovinus (Patagonian blennie), 6066 nucleotides. RefSeq names its product NLR family CARD domain-containing protein 3-like. The coding region runs from base 132 to 3218 and encodes 1028 amino acids. The record is from RefSeq and is a predicted model, not a curated record. NCBI's taxonomy places the organism in Eukaryota, Metazoa, Chordata, Actinopteri, Perciformes, Eleginopidae. Gene Ontology annotation, molecular function: protein binding. The transcript has 13 exons. Gene Ontology annotation, biological process: intracellular signal transduction.
UGGGGUAAAUAUGUUUACGUCUACCCUUUUCAGUUGCUGCUGCUGACGUAUGUGACAACGAAAGUGAAAGUAAGCCACGAAGUGCCGCAGCCCAUUUUCCACCUAAAAACAGGAGAACAGGACUGGAGAAGAUGAGUGAUUUAAAAGAUGAUGGGGAGGACACAUCUUCUGUCUUCAGCUGUCUGUCCAUGAAGAGUGACAGGUCUAUAGAUGUACCUAUAAUCUUCAAGAAUGAACCUGGACCCUCAGACACAAAUCUGUCUCUGAAGAGUGACAGGUCUAUAGAUGUACCUAUAAUCUUCAAGAAUGAACCUGGACCCUCAGGCACAAAACAGAGAGCAGAGUCCCCAGGUUCCAGCUUUCUUUCUCUGAAGAGUGACAGGUCUAUAGAUGUACCUAUAAUCUUCAAGAAUGAACCUCGACCCUCAGGCACAAAUCUGUCUCUGAAGAGUGACAGGUCUAUAGAUGUACCUAUAAUCUUCAAGAAUGAACCUGGACCCUCAGGCACAAAAAGGAAGAGGGAAAGUCAUGUUUCUGUGGAGGAAGAGACGCACAGACAGUUGUUAUGCAGACAGUGCAGCACCUCAUACUGGGAGCAGCGACCUCCAUCAGGAAACCCCUCCUGUCCCCAGUGUGGAAAAGGUUCCAGAACCAGUGCUGGACUGCAGACAGCCAGUCAGACCAGCACUGUACCAACAGAUAGUGGUCUGCAGGAGCUUUUAGAUGAAUAUCGAAUCAGUCUGAGGAGGAUAUGUGAAAGUGUGACUGAAGGAACUGAUGGAAGUGAAACCCUCUUUAAAAGGAUCUACACUGAGCUGUACAUCACACAAGGCCAGAGUGAAGAGGUUAAUACCCAACAUGAGGUGAGGCAGCUUGAGGUAGCUGUGAAGAAAAAGACCCCUCAUGACACUCCAAUCAAGUGCCACAACAUCUUUAAAUCCUUACCUAACAAAUCGAGACACAUCAGAGUGGUUCUGACGAACGGCAUCGCUGGCAUUGGAAAAACCUUCUCAGUGCAUAAGUUCACUUUGGACUGGGCAGAGGGUUUGGAAAACCAAGAUGUCAGUCUGGUGAUUCAACUUUCAUUCAGGGAGCUGAACCUGAUCAAAGCUGAGCAGUACAGUCUUCUCAGGCUGCUUCAUGUUUUCUAUCCAACCUUAAAGAAGGUCACAGCAGAGCAGCUCACUGUCUGUAAAGUGCUGUUCAUCCUUGACGGCCUGGAUGAAAGCAGAUUUCCACUGAAUUUUCCCAACCGUGAGGUUGUGUCCGAUCCCACACAGCGGUCCUCAGUCAAUGUGCUGCUGACAAACCUCAUCAGGGGGAAUCUGCUUCCCUCGGCUCUGGUCUGGAUAACUUCCCGACCUGCAGCGGCCAGUCAGAUCCCUCCCCAGUGUAUUGAUUUGGUAACAGAAGUACGAGGCUUCACCGACGCCCAGAAGGAGGAGUACUUCAGGAGGAGAUCGAAUGAUGAAGAACUGUCCAGCAGAAUCAUCUCUCACAUCAAGAGCUCCAGGAGCCUCCACAUCAUGUGUCUGAUCCCAGUCUUCUGCUGGAUCACUGCUGCAGUUCUGGACUACAUUUUGACUACAGACCAGAGAGGAGAGCUUCCACAGACCCUUACUGACAUGUACUCACGCUUCUUGCUGGUCCAGACAAAGAGGAAGAAGCAGAAGUAUGAUCAAGGACAUGAGACGAGUCAACAGCAUCUGACGGAGGCCGACGAGGAAGUUCUUUUGAAGCUGGGGCGGCUGGCGUUUGAACAUCUGGAGAAAGGAGACAUCGUGUUCUACAAAGAAGACCUGGAGCAGUGUGGUCUUGAUGUUACGGAGGCCUUGGUGCACUCAGGAGUUUGUACAGAGAUCAUCAAAAGAGAGCGUGUGAUCUUCCAGAAAACUGUCUACUGCUUUGUUCAUCUGAGCCUUCAGGAGUUUCUGGCUGCAGUCUACAUGUACCACUGUUACACCAACAGGAACACAGAGGUACUUAACCACUUCCUGCAUGGAGACUGCAAAUAUUACAACAUUGAUAGCAAUGAUGAUAGUUAUCCAUCCCUGGAUGUCUUCCUGGAGUUUGCCACGUUGAAAUCCCUAGAAAGUAGAAAUGGGCAUCUGGAUCUGUUUGUGCGCUUUCUCCAUGGCCUCUCGCUGGAGUCCAACCAGAGACUCUUAGGAAGCUUGCUUGGACAGACAGAUAACAGUCCAGAAGUCAUUCAGAGAGCCAUCCACAACCUAAAGAGGAUAAGAGCUGAAAAUAUCUCUCCUGAUAGGAUCAUCAACAUCUUCCACUGUCUGACAGAGAUUAAGGACCACUCAGUACAUCAGGAGAUCACAGAGUUCCUGAAGUCAGGGAACGGAUCAGAGAAGAAGCUCUCUGCGAUCCACUGCUCAGCUCUGGCCUACAUGCUACAGAUGUCAGAGGGGGUUCUGGAUGAGUUGGACCUGAGGAAGUACAACACAACCGAGGAGGGACGACGGAGACUGAUUCCAGCUGUGAGGAACUGCAGAAAGGCUGUGUUUUCAUACUGUGGAAUCUCAGACUGGGAAAUCGUGGUCUCAGCGCUGAAGUCCAACCCCUCCCACCUGAGAGAGCUGGAGUUGAAGGACAACGAUUUGACAGAUUCAUAUGUAAAGCAGCUGUGUUCUGGACUGGAGAAUCCAAACUGCAGACUGGAGAUGCUGAGAAUGAGGAGCUGCAUGUUGACAGAGAUCAGCUGUGCAUCUCUGGCCUCAGCUCUGAAGACCAACCCCUCCCUACUGAGAGAGCUGGACCUCAGUCGCAACAAGCUGCAGGAUUCAGGAGUGAAGCGGCUCUGUGAUUUGCUGGAAAUUCCACACUGCAGACUGCAGACUCUCAGACUGAGGGACUGCUGGUUGACAGAGAUCAGCUGUGCCUACCUGGCCUCAGCUCUGAAGAACAACCCCUCCCAUCUGAGAGAGCUGGAGUUGUGUGAAAACAAGCUGCAGGAUUCAGGAGUGAAGCAGCUGUGUGAUUUUCUGGAGAGUCCACUCUGCAGACUGCAGACUCUCGGACUGAGGGACUGCUGGUUGACAGAGAUCAGCUGUGCCUAUCUGGCCACAGCUCUGAAGACCAACCCCUCUCAUCUGAGAGAGCUGGAGCUGAGAUACAACAAUCUGCAGGAUUCAGAAGUGAAGCAGCUGCGUGAUUUGCUGGAAAGUCCACACUGCACACUGCAGACUCUCAGGAUCAACAGCAAAUAAGCAGUAACAAUGUCCCAAGAGGGGGAAUUCUAAAGAGGAAUGUCCCGGCACAGAACAGAAUCCCUGAAGACAGGAAGUUGCUUUCAGCUCUGACUCAUUGUCAGUCUGAAGGGGAGUGUGAUGAUGACAAAUGUCUAUAACAGUCAUCUGUUGUAAAAUAGCGAGCAUCGGCAAGGUGAACGCAGCGUUAGCGAGGCAGAGGUAGGCAGAUCUGGCAGAUUAAAUAGAGCGGCAGAUCUAGGAAAUUUGUUUGGUUGGUUGCAAGAGUGGCGAGGGGCUUUAUGUGCGAUUGUAUCGUUAGUGCUCGAGUUGACUGCCUGAACUAGCUUGCAGGCUGUGUCCCAUUUAAAAGAAAUAAUUAAUCUUCUCAAUUAACACAGUUCAGUCAGACAACUCACGUGUUUCAAUAAUAUGUUUAUUAGAAGCAGUAUAUAGUUUGAGUUUGGCAUCUAGGCUCGGGCCUCAUCACUCCACAUAUUAACACGGAACAUUGAGCGAUGAUGAGAUAACUAACCCCCCGAGCCUACAAGUGGAAGCUGGGGUGGUGAUGGGGCAGGCGAGCAUCGCCAACGUGAACGCAGCAGCGAGGGAGAGGUAGGCAGAGGUAGGCAGGUCUGGCAGAUUAAAUAGAGCGGCAGGUUUAGGAGAAUGUGUUUGGUUGGUUGCAAGAGUGGCGAGGGGCGUUAUGUGGGAACGUAUCAUUGGUGGUCGAGUUGACUGCCUGAACUUGCUUCCUGGCUUCCUCCCAUUUGUCAAAAAGUGGAAAACAACUCAUGAGUAUAUAUAAGAAUUGGAUGGAAAGUGUGGAUGUUUUUAUAGAUUGGGGUAAUUGACAUGUUGACUACAGGGUUCUCUGGAUAAUUUGUCCCGAGCCACACCCAUUUUACAUUGAAAAGCACAUCUGUUGGGAUGGUGAGUAAGCAUGGGUGCCUUUGGUCGACAGCACAGGGGUCUGUGUGAAGAUAAAGAACUGACCCUGAGUCAGCAGGUCGUACAUUUCUUAGAUUCCCUGCAGUGAACAUGUUUUAGACUUCCUGCUCGUGUAGGGGCACCUUGUUUGGAAAUGGUUUUUUAACAUUUCCUUCUUUGUACUACUUAAUAAGGCUAACAGUGUGGUUCUAUUUUAUGUUAGUUUGUGCUGUGACUCAAUUAAGUUACAAAAGUCAAAUAUUGUGUUUCUAAAUGCAUGUAACAAUUGCAAGUGUACUUUAACCAUUUCUGCUUAAGCAAGUAUGAUAAGGUAGAAUGGUAAGAGCCUUCAAAUCUGGUAUUGACGUACGUAACCUGCUUAAGAACACUUCAAAAGUCACCUGUAAAUAAUAGGCACAGGGAGCAUUUUGGAAACAUGAUGAAAGUAACUUCUUUGAAUAUCUAUUUCAACGAAUCCCUGGACACCAAAAACUUUAUUGUGCUCCUUUUAGCUUAGACAAAAGAGGAUCUCUUGAUAACUUUUACUCCACUACAUUUAUUUAAUACCUUUAUUUUCAAGCGACCCUGCAUUAUACACUCAUUCAAACUGGCUGCACCUUUACCAGCUUUAAUGAUCAAUACUUAUAAUCAAAACAUUAUCUUACUCUACUCUCCUUGUACACUAGUUAGCUGAUAUUUGAUUGCCACCUAGUGGAAACACAUAUGCAGUCUAGCCUACAGUCACAUCACCAACACUAGAGAGCAGCAGUAGAUCCAUUAUGCCAACAUUACAGUUCAACGUGAUCUUAAUAGAUGUAGGAAAUGUAAUAUUUAGCACUUGAAUCCCAACUGUUUAGCCCACUUAUUACAUAUUUGGUAUUGCAUAUCCUAAAGGCCUUUAUUGUAAUCCAAGCCACAAUUUGGCACAGACAUUCAUGGUCACAGUUUAUAUAGGAGAUUUUUAAGUGGUUGAAUCUGAAUCUCCUCUAGCAUGCAGAUAUGCAGGGACAUAAUUCAGCUCAGCAUCUCACAUGCAGCAAUAACCCUUUUAUUGCUCAUCUUCUCUUUUCAUCUUCCACCCGAUUUAUUUCCUGCUUAUUAUUCUUCCUGUUUUCUACUCGAGUGCCAUAUUCGCUAUCAGGUUUAGGGAGUAACAGAUUACGUGUGACAGGAUUACAUAAACAGGAUCAGAUAAGGAAAAAGGUAACCGUAUUCCUUACAGUUACAUAAACAAGAGGAAAUCAGACAACUCUUACAUUUCUUAAAAUUGAGGAUUACUACAAUGAUUACAAUGUUACUAAAAGUCGAAAAAAGACCAUUUUGUGUUUGUUUGUAAAAGGAUCAUAUUUAAUUUCUUCCUUCAACUGUUCUUCCCUGAAGGCUAAUACUACAAGUGUGAAUCUAUACACCUGAACUGCUGAUACUACUGAUUUUCACUUUGGGUUCUUCAUUUUCAAAUGAUUAUGUACGUGAUAUCUUUUAUAUAAAUACUUGUAUCUUUUAAUCCUCUGGAUUGUGGAAAACAGAAUGUUGAUCUCUCUGUAAACAAAAACUUAAAGAUUGGCAAUAAUGUUGACUGACAUAAGUUGUUCUUUUUUUAUUUCAGUACAUGAACCUAUAUGUUCUUAAAAUAUACUUGUAUACUUUAAUAUACCAAAUACUUAUUUUCCACAAUAAUUUGAAAGUAAAUUCUUUAAAAAUCCUACAAUGUGAUUUCCUGGAUUUCUUUUCUCAUUCUGUCUCUCAUAGUUGAGGUAUACCUAUGAUGAAAAUGACAGGCCUCUCUCAUCUUUUGAAAUGGGAGAACUUGCACAAUUGGUGGCUGACUAAAUACUUUUUGGCCCCACUGUAUGUGAAACAUGUUUUAACAUAACUAUCUUGGUUUCUUUUUUUCUAAGGUCAGGUAUUGCUGCUGUCUUAUAAAAUGCACUAAGCUAAA